Messenger RNA from Acanthoscelides obtectus, 3368 nucleotides. Lineage: Eukaryota; Metazoa; Arthropoda; Insecta; Coleoptera; Chrysomelidae. The record is from the annotation of a GenBank genome assembly.
GCCUGUAGAAAGAAUAAAAUCGAUAAAUAUAGUUAUUCUGCCGGAAACGUAAGCGGAAUCAAUUUUGUCUGGAUAAAAUUUCCCUCGUGAAAAUUAGUGAGUAAGAAGUUGAGGCCUUGAAAAUGUUUCUGCAGAUUUUUCACAAAAGUAGUUAGAAAUUCCUAUCGACUACUAUGAUUCGGCCCCCAAAAACGUAGGCAUUCCCUGUUUUGAAUAGAAAAUGUUUAAUCUCAAAAUAAAUUAAAGACUUCUUGACCAAUCAGAAAUUCAUAAAACGUAAUAAGUAUUGUGGUAAUAGCUAAAGAAAAUGUGUUCCUUUCCAAUUCAAGAAUAAAUUUUUAGAAUAGCAUCGCUGGCAACACCGUAAUACACGUUGAAAAAAUUUGACACCGAAGGACAAUGCCUAAACCUAACCUCAAUUUUGUUUUUCGUUACGUUAACGAUUCGUACAAAAAAUGCUUUCGUUGAUUCGCCGAAGCUUAAACCCAGUAUUAAAAGAAAGUCUAACGAGAGCGAUACCAAUUUCCACCUGUAGUCAGCUCAACAACCAAGUGCAAGACGAUGGAACAUACUUAGAAGUUAAGGAUAUCACCAAAGACAGGUCCGAAAAGGUCCCUGUCGACACCAGUAUAAGGUACCUCAAAAGCCUUGCCUACCAAAAAACAUACGAAGGACAGCCCGUUUGGGUAUCCUACAGAAGGAACCACAAAGGACUUUAUCCUCCUAAGAAAACUAGGAAGACCUGCAUAAGAGGAGGACAAAUAUCUACUGGUAACCCUUGUCCCAUUUGUAGAGACGAAUACUUGGUACUGCAUGAGGAAAACGUCGAUUUGCUGAAACAGUUUAUCUGUCAACAUACUGGCAGUAUCUUGAGUUACUCUAAAACUGGACUAUGCCAAAAAAAGCAUCAAGAACUUGUAGUUAGUAUUAAGCGAGCAUAUGAUAGAGGUCUGAUUACUAUGGAUGUGCCUUUAAGAAAAUACAACUACUCAGACUAUUAUAAAGAAUAAAAAUGGAGGCCUUUUUUGUCAUUGUAGGAGGAGGUAUAGCUGGUGUUAGCUGUGCUGAAACUUUAGCCUUUUUAGAACCAGAUAGGUCUAUAAUAUUGUUAAGCGAGUCUGCUCUUAUCAAAACUGUGGUUAAUCUACAUGCUAUCACUAGAACAUUACAAGAUUUUGACAUUCAGGAAGUGGGAAUACAAGAUUUUAGUUCCAAGCAUAUAAACUUGAAAGUCAUUCAUGAUGUUUUAACACAUAUCAAUGAUACAACAAAACAAGUCCAAACUCAAGGUGGUUUGAAUAUAAAAUAUACUUAUCUCUGUAUAUGUACAGGAGCUGAACCAAAACUUAUACCCCAAGCCAAGCACUUUGAAGAAAUUGUUGGAAUUAGAGAUACAGACUCUGUAGAUACCUUUAUCCAGAGAAUAAGCAAGGCAAAAACAGUAGUAAUUGUGGGCAAUGGAGGCAUUGCUACUGAGCUAGUAUUCAAAAUAAAAAAUGCUGAAAUACAUUGGUCUAUAAAAGAUAAACACAUGUCAGCAACUUUUGUUGAUCCUGGUGCAGCAGAAUUCUUCCAGCCAUGUCUCUAUGUCAAAGAUGUUUCUGCACCUCCAGUUACAAAAAGGAUGAGAGUUCAGGAAGAAGAAUAUCGCAAGAGAGGAGCAGCACUAGGACCAGACUGGUACAAGAAUUUGAUCAUCAGUGGGGCCAACGCUGAUAUUCCUAAAUCUGUUAAUCUGCAUUAUGAAACUGAGAUCAAAGAUGUGAAGAGAUUGGAGAGAUCUGAGUUCCCUAUUGAGGCAAUCCUAAGUAAUGAUGAGAAGAUUCCUUGUGAUUUGAUUGUUUCUGCUACAGGUGUGUUGCCGAGAAAGAGCUUCACAACAGAAAACACAUUUGACCUAUCAGGAGAUGGUGACAUACAAGUUAAUGAAUUCAUGCAGACUAGCGUACCAUUUAUCUACGCAGCGGGUGAUGUCUGUAACUGCAACUGGAAGCUUGCAAAGCACUGGUUCCAAAUGAAACUGUGGACACAGGCCAGACAGAUGGGCUCUUAUGCUGCAAAAUCCAUGGUAGGGCAUCUCAACAAUGAAGAGGUUUUACAAGACUUUUGUUUUGAGAUGUUCGCUCAUUCCACAAGGUUGUUCAACUUCAAAGUGAUACUACUAGGAUUGUUCAAUGGGCAGAAGCUAGGUAGGAACUAUGAAAUGUUGCUGAGGAUGACCAAAGGUGUGGAGUAUGUUAAGUUUGUAUUGGAGGAUAACAAGUUGCAAGGUGCAGUUUUGAUUGGGGAGACAGAUUUGGAAGAAAUGGCAGAAAAUUUGAUUUUGAAUCAGAUUGACUUGUCGCCUUAUGGGGAUGAUAUUCUUAAUCCUGAUAUUGAUAUAGAGGACUACUUUGAUUGAUUUCUCAUAAAGUGUGCAUGGUAACGAUUGAUUUCUCAUGAAGUGUGCAUGGUAACAAUUUUUUCAUUCUUGUAUUAUUGUAUGCUUGGAUAUAUUAUACAUUUGUUCCUGUGAAGACUUUUUGAUUAUUUAACGGUUAUUGUUCUGCCCGAGUUACAAUACAUAAAAUUCUCAUAGAGCACCGCGCCAACCAUAUGGCAAGAAGUUUUUCUCAUUUCAUGAGAUAUUUUCCAAAAAUUUUAUUUCGACAGCAUAUCCAUAAUUUGACACCAUAAAGUACAUUCUGGAUUAUUUGCUUAUUUUUAUAAACGUAGAGUGGUACAACUUGCUUUCAAAAGCUCAAAUGUGAAAUUUCUGUUACUUAAUAAGUUCUAGAAUGACUUAAUAAGUUUUUGCAAACCUUCUCCUUUACUUGUGAAUCUGCCUCUGCCAUGCAGGUUAGACUUCCCUUAAGUAUAAGGCAAAUAUCCAUUAUUCUCUGACAAUGACAGUUUGACUUGAAAUGUAUGGUCACGUUUUAUCGGUAUUUUGAAAAAGUAUGACUUCGUGCCAGCUAGCGAAUUGAAAUACUUUUGUCUCAUUUGUGUACCAAUGCCUACCAAAGUGACAGCUUUGUAUCAACAUAAUAAUAAUACUUACCAGUGGAAACAUCUACCUUCAGGCUUGUGCUGCACUUUGCAAGUUAUGUAAGAAGUAGCAAGUCUUGAAACUGUCAAACUCCACAAUUAUCUGCAAAUACUCACACUUUUAAACAAUAACACAAAAAGUAUGAAUUUAAUGACAGAACUGUCAAAAAAUUUACUUAUGUCAUGUGCAGUUUGACUAUGAGAAUAAGGAGACAAACAAAUCCUUAACUGGCUCCUAUUGGUACUAGCAGAUUCCUUGAGCGGGGAAUACACAGGACUUCAAUGAGUUCUCUUUGGAUGUACAAAAUUUCUUUCAACACACAAGCGAAAACAGAAGUGGA